CUUUUUCUUCUCUAAAUUGAUCAUACCACCCAGUUGGCCUCGUUCGUUUAUUCGUAAACUUCAACAACUUACCAUCCGCGCGCAAAAACGAUACGCAACUUUUAGUCGGCCAAAACCAGCCCAAAAUAAAUCAGGCAGACACAAUGGAUAUCUCUCAGGAGAAAUAUGUGGUGGCAAGCGGGCCCGAAUACCCUCACAACACCGAGCCUCAGUAUCAGUACCACCCACAGCAGCCAAUGCAAGGCCAACCGCCUGUACAAUCGCCUCCCAUACAAGAACACUACAAGAGUCCAGAAUCGCAACCGCAACAACAACAAGCAUAUCCGCCUCAACAACAGCACCCCUACCCUCACCAACACCAACCACUAGACCGGUCGGCGUUUGGCCAGCAAGGCGGUAAAUGGCAGGCGAGUCUCUGCGACUGCUCGCCAUGCACAAGCUGCCUGCUAUCAUGGUGUUUCCCAUGUCUCCUCCUCGGACAGACCUCCGAGCGAAUCCGGGACCCAUCGAUGCAGACCGCGGACAUGAUGAACAGCGACUGCAUGAUCCACGGGCUGAUAAACUGCUUUACCGGCUGCGGAUGGAUCUACGCAAUGCUCAAGCGCUCCGAGAUCCGCGAGCGCUACCAGAUCGAGGGCAGCGGCUUCGACGACUGCUGCGUGUCGUACUGGUGCCCGUGCUGCGCGCUCACGCAGCAGGACAACGAGGUCGUCAUCCGCCAGCGCAACGCCGCGCCCCCCGCCCCCCAGGGAUACCAGCCGCAGCCGGGCAUGCAGGUUCCCCCAAUGCCCGCGCCGCAGCCGGCGUAUCAGCAGAAUCAGCAGCAGCAAACGCCGCAGUAAUUUUUUUAUUUUUUGGG
Messenger RNA from Hypoxylon fragiforme, 859 nucleotides. RefSeq names its product PLAC8-domain-containing protein. The coding region runs from base 144 to 842 and encodes 232 amino acids. The transcript is spliced from 3 exons. The record is from RefSeq and is a predicted model, not a curated record. Lineage: Eukaryota; Fungi; Ascomycota; Sordariomycetes; Xylariales; Hypoxylaceae.